AUGCAUCAUAUUUCGACAGUUCUUGGCGGGUUAACCGUUCUGAGUGGUGCAACACUCGCCUAUGCCAGCACUCCAGUAGAAUCAUCAAAUUUCAAUGUCACCGCUGCUUUGGAAGAUUUGGGUAUCGAUGUAUCGACUAUUCCAGCAUUGAAUUCCUUCACGGGCGCCCAGGCGCGGUCGACCGAUAAGGCUUGUGCAGCUGCGUGCUCAAGCUUGAGUUUUAUCUUCGGCUCGAAAGUUGCAGCGCAAAAUACCGCUGGAUACAGUAACUUCACCGACUCUUUUUGGUCGGUUCAACAGGAAGAGGUCCAGCCUCACUGCAUCUUCCGACCCACCAAAAACACAGACGUCAGCGCUGCGGUUCUCCUGAGUCGAUUCACUGGCUGUCAAUUUGCUGCUCGGAGUGGUGGCCAUGCGGCCUUUACCGGUGCCUCCAGUAGCCCUGGCGGUAUCAGUAUCUGGUUCAAGGACAUGAAUGCUGUCACCCUCAACGACGACAAGUCCGUUGCUUCGAUCGGACCAGGAAACAACUGGCUGUCUGUCUACUCCGCCCUUGAGCCUUAUGGACUGGCUACAAUCGGAGGUCGUGCCGCCAGCAUUGGAGUUGGAGGCUUUGUUUUGGGCGGUGGUAUCUCCUACCAUUCUAACUUGUACGGAUGGAGUUGCGACAACGUUGAGAGCUUCGAGGUUGUUACUGCGACGAGACUUCCUACUCUCGAUCUUUAUUGGGCUCUUCGUGGUGGCGGCAACAUCUUUGGCCUCGUCACCAAGUACAAUCUCUAUACCAUUCCUGCCCCAACUAUGUAUGGAGGCUCCAGAACUUUCCUCGAACCAUACUUCUCACAAGCUAUCAAUGCUUUCAUUAAUGUCGCCAAUAAUGCCUCCGUGGACCCUCAUGCCCAGCAAUACAUUGCCUUCCUCAAUAACAAUGGGACCAACCUUGCCUCGGCUGAGUUGACCUAUACCCAGGAUGUCGCCGACCCACAGAUUUUCAAGCAAUACCGCAGUAUUCCCGCAAUUGCCGAUGUAUCCAGCUCCAAGACUCUGGUUGAAUAUGUCGAAUAUCUGGAAACCUCGAACCCCUUCCACCUCCGCGAGGUGUACUGGCCUGUUGCAGUAAAGCUGGACGAGAAGUUCUCUAACUGGGUCGUGAAGACUUUCUACUCAAUGAUUCCUCAGGUCGCGAAUGUUGCCGGUGCUGAGCCUGUGAUCAUUUUCCAGGCUAUUACUGAGCCCAUGCUGAAGAAGAUGAGCGACUUCGGUGGCAAUGCACUGGGCCUCGAUGCGUCAAACGGCGCCGUUGAGCUGAUGCAUAUUUCAUGUUGGUGGACGAACGAGUCCGACGACGAGACCAUUUACGCGUUCGUCAACAGCUUCUGGGAGACGGUUCUCGCCGAAGCCAAGAGUGAAGGCAUCUUCAACGAAUUCGUCUACAUGAACUAUGCCAGCAUGUACCAGGAUCCCAUCUCUGGCUACGGUGCGGCCAAUAAGGCUCAACUGAAGAAGAUUGCGAAGAAAUACGAUCCUCAGGCUGUUUACCAGACUCUUCAGCCAGGGUACUUCAAGCUUGAGGGUGCGCCUGCUUCGUUCUAG
This is a messenger RNA of Penicillium cosmopolitanum, 1593 nucleotides long. Its product is annotated as FAD-binding oxidoreductase. Lineage: Eukaryota; Fungi; Ascomycota; Eurotiomycetes; Eurotiales; Aspergillaceae. The coding region runs from base 1 to 1593 and encodes 530 amino acids. Gene Ontology annotation, molecular function: FAD binding. The transcript is spliced from 4 exons. The record is from RefSeq and is a predicted model, not a curated record.